Anneissia japonica is the source of this 826-nucleotide messenger RNA. RefSeq lists its product as uncharacterized. The record is from RefSeq and is a predicted model, not a curated record. The coding region runs from base 31 to 747 and encodes 238 amino acids. The transcript is spliced from 2 exons. Lineage: Eukaryota; Metazoa; Echinodermata; Crinoidea; Comatulida; Comatulidae.
AAGGCUAUUCAUAACAUCAGAGCAUUGGAAAUGCCGACUAUAAAUGAAGUGGGUGAAGUGAACGUAGAGAAACUGGAGGAGCACUUCCGAUUAAACAACAAGUUAAAGAGGCGUGGCGGUCCAGUUGACAUAUUGAUAGGUGUUGACUACGCAUAUUUGAUGACGGGGGAAACUAAAAAAUCUGAUGGCUUAGUCGCUCUAAACUCGCCUUUGGGAUGGGCUAUCUUUGGCAGCAACGGCAACACUGAAAUGGUUAACCGAGUAAUGCAUGUUAAGGUAGAUAAACCAGUCAAUCUAGACGACUUCUGGACGGUCGAAUCAAUGGGAGUUGAUGUGGGUAACUGUGAUUGCAAGGCCAAACUUAGUGUAGUUGAGAAUAUGGAAGCGAAACUCAUCGAAGAAUCUAGUAGUAAAGUUGGUAACCAGUGGUUGAUUCCAUAUCCAUGGGCUAAAGAUCCGAUGCACCUCUCAAACAAUAAAGUCCAAGCUACAAAGAUGCUGAAUGGUUUAGAGAGACGGCUAAAGAAGAACGAAGAACAUGGUGCUGCUUACCAAAGGCAGAUGGAAGAAAUGGUAGAAAAGGGAUUCGCCAGAAAGUUGGAGGAAACUGAAAUAAAGCAGUAUCAAGGACCGGUUCACUACCUGCCACAUCACGCUGUUGUGCGAGCCGAAAGUAAAAGCACUCCAGUGAGAAUAGUAUUUAACUCUGCGAAUAAAUGCAAUGGUGAAGCCAUCAAUGAUAGAUAGAUGGAUGGAAGGCCCACAAUUCUUGAAGCGUCCUAUGACUGAAUGGUCCCAGCAAAAAUUAAGAGCUCCAGAAGAUGAC